CAAAUUUAAAUCAAUACAAAUUUGAAUUUUCCUUCCCUAGUAGAUAUCCUUUAUUCUUUAAAUAUAGUAUAUUUUAUUAACUUAUUUUAGUUAUACUUCUAGUUAUGGAUUCUCUCAUAGACAUUAGAAGUAACAAUAAGCUUUCCAUAGCCAAGGAAACUUUGGAAACAGGUUAAUACAUUUUAUUUGUAUUUAUGUUUAAUCAUUAAAUCUUGUUCUUCUAAAAUAUUUCUAUUAUAUUUGUAUAAUAUGUAUACAAUGUCUCACCAUGGUCUACGGAUUUUUUUUCUCCUGCUGAAUUUUCUGUCAAGACAUACAUAGAGACAAAUUAAUUUUUAUUAAUUCACUUUUAAAAAAAAUUCUGAAAUUUGUAUUGUACCAUAAAUUCAUAUACGAUCAAAAGUUUUUUAGAACCUACCUAAUAGCCAUUUUUAUUUCUAACACAAUAAAUAAUUUGUAUUAGCUACUAUAUUAUGUUAAUACAUGAUAAAAACCCAUUUAUUGUAAAUGUAGUCAUUAUAUGACAGUUUUUUUCAUUUUAUUACAAUUUUGAAUUCCAAUCGUACAGUGUGGUAAAAUGCAGUUGAUUAUAAUUUAUACACACUCGUUCUCUAGAAAUUAAAAGCUCUAUUUUAAGUAAUUAUUCAUUGCAUAUGUAUGUUAUGUUAGAUUAAAUAUAUAGAAUAAUAUUUAUUAUUUAUUGGUUAUUUUUAAAAUUUCAAAAAUUGAACAAAUAAAAUUAUUUUUAGUGAUUAAGGAAUGAUGAGAUAAAUUUAUUUAAAUUUUAAACUUAACAGAUUUAUAAAAAUCUGUAGGCCAUGUAGAACUUUAUAUAGCUUAAAAAUGAAUUUUUAUAAUUUGUUUAACUUAUAAAGUAAUACACCAAGUUAAUGAUAUGAUUAAUUUAACUUAAUUAUUAAGCAUAAACACAUAUUAUUUUAAUGUUUAAUCAAAUAUCAAUAUCUUAUUUUCUAUAAUUUUUUCAAGAUUAUAGAUCUGUGAAUAAUUUUAAAUAGAAUAUAACAAUGAUAUGUAAUUUGUCAAAAAAUGUAAGUAUUUUUAUUAAAUUUUAAUUAUUUUUUCAUUUUUAGCAUCAAAAUUAAUACGUAGAAAAAUACCAAGAGCUGGUCAUUUAAUGACUCCAAGACAUUUGUGGAUCCAAUCAAUUCCCCCAAAAGUAAAUAUAAUUAAUUUUUUUUCUCCUCCUCUUUAUAGUAAAUAAAAUGUAACUACUAUUAAUUAUCAUUUUUGUUAAUGCUUUUAUUUAUAGGCAUGUGAUGUGGUUUUAACAUUUACUAAAACUACAGAUUUUAGAACUAUUGAAUGGGUAAAAUCACAAAUAGUUGAUGAAUCCAAUGGUUUAGGUUUAUUAGUGAAUGUUCAAUACCAUUCAUCAACUGAUUCAUAUGUUUUUUAUUUGACAGCACCAUUUCAUGUGUAAGGUAUUAUUUUUGAAUACACUGAUUGCAUUUAAUCAUAAUAUUACUAUUACUAUUGUUUGUAGUCUAAUGAAAGCUGCUCAAGAUGUGCAUUUACCAAAACAUAUAAUUGGUGGUGGAGGUUUAAGAGAGUUUAUACUUUCUGAAAUGCAUACAUUUGAAGGAAUUGAAGAAUGUUCUGAUUUUUUUACAAUGCAAGAGAGACAAUCAUUGAUAUUAUAUGUUUUAAAUACACGCAGAGUACAAAACUGUACUUGGCUCCCAGAACUAGUUGAAAGCCAGCCUUUAAGUAAUUUUAUACUUAGUAAUUGAUAUGAAAUUAAUAUAUACAAUGUAUGUUUAACUUCAGUUACAGAAUGUAUAUCAAAUGGAAUAAUUGAGCAUCUAUUUCCAGUUCAUGAAAAUAAAACUCUAAUUUGGUUACGUAUUAUAUGGGUCAAGUCUUUUUUUAGCUUACAGCCAUUGGAUAGAGUUUGUGAUUAUUUUGGAGUGAAAAUUGCCAUGUACUUUGCAUGGAUUGGACACUACACCGGUUCAUUGAUAUAUCCAGCUAUUGCCUACUCUGCAUUUUGGGUAAUUUAUUUAUUAUCACAUUCGACAUGUAUAAUUAUCAAAUCAUAUUUAAAUCAUAGUUUGGAUUCGGAAGGCGUUUGGAUCAAUGGACAGAGGGUGUUUGGUUUGUUGUAUUGGCUUUUAUGAAUGUGAUAUGGUUAACCGUUUACUUGGAGACUUGGAAACGUUACUGUGCCGAAUUGGCCUAUCGCUGGGCAACAUUAGAUCAGAGGCAUCAACUCCUAUUACAACCUCGAUUAGAAUUUAAAGUAAAAUAUUAUUUAAUAAUAGUUAAUUACAAUAUAAUGUUUUCUUUAGGUAAUUAUCUAAUGGAUUAUUUUUUAAAUUGAUCUCAAUUUAAGGGUCAACCACGUAUUAGUCCUAUAACUGGCAAACCGGAAUUAUGGUAUCCUAAUUGGAAACGAAGAUUAUUCAGUUAUUUUGUUAGUGCACCAAUCAUUGGUCUAUGUUUGGCAGUAGUAUUUGGCUUAACAAUAUUUCAAAUAAAAUUUCAAGUCGGUACCAAAUAAUAUGUUACUCUUUUCAAUAACCUCAUUCAUAUUAAUAAAUAAUUUAAUAUCGCAUGUUGUUUAAUUGCUUUAGGACUGGUGGGACUACUACAUUGAAAUAAAUGAAUAUACUACAUAUUUGAGUUACAUUCCGAAAAUUAUGUUAGCAUUAAUCAUUGCUGUCCUUGAUGACAUUUACAGUAUCAUUGCUGUAUGGUUAAAUGAUUGUGGUAAGCUGUUUGUAAAAUGUAUAACCAUUUUCACUUCAAAGUAUAUGUAUCAAAUUAUUUGGUUUGCAAAUAAAACUGAUAUUUUAUUAAAUAUUAUAUAACAUAAUGUAGCGUAUGUCAUAUAAAAAGGUUAAAAAGAUACAUACUUGUAAAAAUUGUGUUUGGUCAUUUUAUGCGCAUGCUGCAUUUAGAAAACUAUAGGCUGGAUACUGAGUAUGAAAACCAGCUGAUCAUCAAAGUUACCCUGGUGUGUAUAUUAAAAUAUUAUUUCUGUCCAUGUUCAGUCAAAAUGCAUCAUAUUGUAAUAUUUUAUAUUAUAUAUUUACUGAUAAUAAUUUUUAGUUUCAAUUUGUCAAUUCGUUCCUGUCCCUCUUCUAUAUUGCCUUCUAUUUACAAGAUCAGGAAAGACUAAGAACGGUAAAAAAAAAAAAUUAAUAUUGAUUGAUUAUUAACAUGGUCAUUCAACUACAAUAAUAUACAAAAUAUCAUGCUUGUAGCAAUUGGCUGUGCUCCUAAUUACCAGACAGUUGAUGCGUAACAUCAAAGAGUCAGCAUUACCAUACAUCUUGGAACAGAUCCGUUUUGCCAAAAUCAGCUUUGAUCUGUUUGGAGCAUUGACACCAUCAGAUGAGCCAGCAAAACCAAAUGGUGAACGUGUUGUUUCCCAGCCCGAACUUGAGUGUUCUAUGUUUAAAGUAAGUAAGCACUUUGGAACUCCCAAGUUCACAUGAGUGCUAUAUAUAAUACAGUGUUCUAGAACGAAGUAUAGUGAAAUCUCUUCUCUUUGGCAUGAUAACAAUUAACAGUUAUACAGUAAAACUAAGAAAACCAAUGAAUUUUAUCUCCAACCGAUUACUUUUAUAUCCCUAAAAUAAUAAACUUUAUUGCAUGGUCAUAUUGAUUUAUUUAUUUUCUAUACGGGCUGUGGCCCAAAGUACAGUAAAAAAUUUAACAUAAUAAGAUAUUAAAAUAUUACAAUGACAAUAUGUCUGAUUAUAUGGUAUUUGCAAUGCACCAGUUUUUAACCAAAAAAACAUCCUCUAAAAUGAGCCAUGAUAUGGUUUCACCGGACCUUUAGCUAUUUCAAAAAUUCAAUGAAUCAAUGAAUAGCUAUUACUACAGAAAUUUGAAAGUCAUUCAAGGUGCUGUGAUUUUAAUUCCGAAAGGCCUGACAGCUAAAGCUUUUCAGUAGUGCUUCCAUAAACGAGAAGAGCGAUGGAACUAGUGUAUUAAACUGGAGGGGAGGGUGUUGUAUAUCUAGAAUAUAUCUAGAUACUUAAUUCAUCUAAAAAUAUAAAUUUACAAUUCUUGGUAUUAAAUAUCCAUUUUGUCCACACAGUUUGACGGUACAUUCUCUGAACACUUGGAAAUCUUCAUCCAAUUUGGUUAUGUGGUCAUGUUCUCGUCUGCAUUUCCACUGGCAGCCCUAUGUGCGUUACUCAACAAUCUUAUUGAAAUACGUAGUGAUGCCUUCAAACUGUGCUAUAUAUAUCAAAGACCUUUUGCUCAACGGAUAAAAGAUAUUGGAAUGUGGCAGGUAAACGAAUCAAGAGUUCUUUAUUUAUGAUGAUUCUAAAAUUAAUGGUCAAAUAGCAUUAUCUGGAACAAUAAUAUUUGGAAUGUAAAAAUUUGAAUUUUGAAAUUUUAAUAGGCAAAAUGUUGGACUAUUGUUUUUUUCUCAAACAACAUUUUUCUAAUAUAUUGUGGGAUUCCCGUCUAAAUGAAACUGACACUUCUCAAUAAUUCAUCCCCUCCACAAUAAAACUUUCUUAAUUUAUUGAACUCAAAUCAACAGUACUUUUACGUAUUAAACAAUGAAAAUAGGGAUUUUUGUAUAGUAUGAUAUUUAUAAAUGCUUAAAUUAGCUUAAUAAACUAAUAACCAACCAUUUGCUAUUGUAAUUCAUCAAUUUAAACAUUUAUAAUUGUAUUUAAAAUGCAAAAAUAUAAGCCACAAAUAUUAAUUUAUUAUGAUGUGUAUUUAAUGAAUACUAAAAAGUAUAGUAAAUGUAAACAGCUAUAAAGUGCAAACCAAAUAUGAGGGCAACUCAGUUAUUUAAAAAUGGCAUAUUUUAUAAACAUCUCUAGUUUCAUAGAAUAAUAUGUAUGAUGUAUAAAUAUACCCAUACAAUUUUUAACACGAGUUAAGUAAAUUAAACAUUAGCUGUUUCUAGUGUCAAGGGAAUAAACUUUUGAGAAAUGUUGUUUCAUUUAGGCAGGAAUACUAAACAAUUUAGAAAAAUGUAAAAAAAAAAGUGUCACUUCAGAUUUUGUAAUUUCAAAUACUGCUAAUAUAUAUUAUGUCAUCAAACUGUGAGGUUUUUUGAAGCAUUUUUGAAAUUGUUUUUUUCAAAACCUGUUUUUAAAUUCUGAGUGUAGUGUAGAAUAGAUUGGUUCUACUUCAAUGUGUGAUAUUUUUUAGAUCUUGAUCAGAGAAUCUUUUUGAUUUUGGUUUUCUACCAAAAAUCAUUUGGAUCCAAAUUUUGUCUAGUUGGUACAUGAGAAGUCGUUUUUUGAUAUGCCAUGUAGUCUUAAUAAUUGGGAAAAAUAUAAGAGAACCAGGAAUGUUAAAUAGAAACAAAAAAAAUCAUAAAUUUCAAAAAGUUAUAAAUAACUCAAAAAUCACCAGACUAUUUUGAAAAUUGUACCAAAUCUCAAAAAUAUUUGGUUAACUUUUAGGUCUCUACAAUUAUUUUCACCUAAAUUACAACUAAAAAUAACAGAAAUUUCAUAAAUAUUCCUUAAUAAAAAUAAAUUCCCAUAAAAAUUAUCUUUCAACAAUGAAGAUAACUACAAAAAAGAACCUUCUCAAUGCACCAACUUGACAAAAUUAAAGGAAAAAAAACAAUAAAACCAAUACAUUCCUACACCAUAAAGACUAAAGUAAAAUAUUAACAAGAAAUGGUUAUGAUAACUUUAAAAAAUAUGGUGAAUGGGGUUGGUUGGCUUGGCCAUUGUGCCACUGAAUUAGGUAUAAAUAGAUGAUGAUAAAUAAAUUAUACCAUUGUAAUGCAAAUCUCACAAAUAGAUGUUUUAUGAUGAUAAUUGUUCAUACUGAUUCAUAAAAGAACUUUGCAGGUACUAUCAUGGAAUAUUUAUUUUUGAUCUUAGGCAAAUGUACUAAUAAAAAUAAAACAGAUUUUGAACUUUUUUUAACUAACACUAAAUUGUUUUAAAUUUCGUUAUUGCAGAGUUAUCUCACUUAUGCUAAUGACAGUAUUAAUUUUAUAAAUACAAUUCAAAUAAAAUAUAAUAAUGUACAUAAUUUUAUGGCAAUGUUUGACUUCUCGUCCUAUAGAACAUUAUGGAAGUAAUGGGAUUCAUUGCCGUGUUGGUGAAUUGUGCUCUGAUUGGUCUAAGUGGUCAAGUUCACCGCUUGUUGCCGAACAUGACUGCUAUCCAAACUGUCUUGUUGAUCGUCGCACUUGAAGUAAGUCAUAAUAAUAAGUGUAUCUACCUCUACCUUCCAUGACUUGCAUAACAAAAUAGUUAUUGUAAUAUAAUGAUAUUGGUAAAUUAUAUAUUUAUAUAUACCUGUAUAAAUAACAAUUGGCCAAUGGUUAUUAAUUGUAUAGUGUAUAUUAUGCAUUUACUAUGUAAGUUGUAAAAUGUGAAAGCUAUAUAACUUCCUCUUCUUCUAUCAAACAUCCUCUAAAUUACACUCAGUAUAAUCAAACAUUCCAUUUAUUAAUAAAAAUAUUUGUCUUUUUAAUUUUAAUUAGAUAAAAUAAACUUCGCAAAAAAAAUAUUAGUAAAUACAAUAAAUAACAAUGUAUUAAUGUCUUUAGGUGUGCAUAAGAAUUAUAAUUUUCAAAAUUUGUUUCCAUAGAUAUUUAGUACAUAAUUUAUAUAAAUUUGUACAAUGAUUUUCAAAAUUGGUAUAGCCUUCGAUUUUAUGUUAUUAUAAGAAAAUAGUAGGUAGGAUCGGUUUAAUACAAGUCCAACUCCAUCCAUGGUUCAAAAUUAUACACACAUAGGUUUGACUAUACUCUAUUUUAGUACUCAAUUUAUAUACAUUUGUACGAUUUUUGUUCCACAGCAAUUAUGGUUUCAAAUAAAAUUCUAUUACCUCUGCCCCACUCUGAAGAGAAAUAUUGUUUUUAAUAUUUUUUCUAAGUCAUUUUUUGAUACAUUUUAGAACUUAACAAAGACAUUAAAACAUGUUAUAGUUUUAGCUUACAUUCCUCCAUUAAAUUUUGGUACAUAUCAAAUUUAAUUUAUAAACUAAUAUUAGUUAGCUAUUGACUAUUAUCAGUGUUAUUAUAAACUGUCACUUAAUCAUUACAUAAAAUUUAAAUUUAUGUCGGUGAAAGUAAAUGCUAUAGUACCUUGUGCAUUUUUAAUUUUACAGAGGGAUCAAUCAGUUUUACUUUCAUGUGUAUUUUAUAUCUUUUUUUUGUGUUUGUGAACAACUUUUCUACCAGAAAUCUUGUUUGAUGUAUAGAGUAUAAUUCUGAAAGGUAAUUUUAUCUAGUUGGUGCAUUGGAAGAUGCCAUUUUUUUGAUUUUCCAAUGGGUUUUCAAAAUAAAUGAAAAAAACCUAAUGAAAAUUAUAGGUAAAAUGUCGUCGCGGUUUAAUUAUUUUAAUUUUUGUUCAUUAUGUUUUCUAAUGUUUUAAAGAAAGUCGUUUUCUGAUAACCAAAUUAGUUUUUAUAAUCGAAAAAAGCGGAUAAAUACGAUUUUUUUCAAAUCAAGCACAAUAUUUUCAAUAUUUUAAAUUUUUACAGCUUAUGUUUUCUUCCAUAAAUGGUUUUUUAUUGCAUUUUUAAUCUAGUUUAUAAGUGUGUAAUUUAUUUUUUGAUUUUCCUGAUAUUUUUUUUAAAUAAUUGAACAAAACUGAAACAAAAAUUCGACUAUAAAUCUUGCUCAAAUAUAUACGUGCGACACCAUUUCUGAAAGGAAAUGUCUAGAUUGUACUUUUAGGAAGUCAUUUUUUAAUUUUCCAAGUGGUUAUCAUAAUAUAUGGGAAAAACUAGGAUAAAACUUAAGAAAAACGGGAAAUGUACGAAAUUAAUGCUUUUAUUAUUUUAUCAAUUUUGUUAUUUAUUGUAAUUCAGAUUAAAAUAUUCGUAGAGACUUGAAAUUUGAACCGAAAACUUAUAUUUGGUUUUUUUUAACGUGGUAAAUUUUCAAAACCAUUGAGCUAUUUUUAAGCUUAUUUUAAAAAAAAUGAAUAUUUUUGAUGAAAUUUAGUUAUAAAUAUUAGUGUUGAUUCUAUGGACUUGUAAUUCGGUUAGAAAAUGCAUAAUUGCCAUUUCUAAACGGGUAAAAUUUUCAAAAAAAAUUUAAGCCAUUUUCGAGUUAUUUAUAGACAUUUUAAUUUUGCGAGUUUUGUACGUAAUUUUUAUACGGUAGGUACUCUGUGGUAAAAUGUUUAGACUUUAAGUGAAAUUUAAAAAGAGGUUCAUUAAAUCUCACUUUGUAGUAAAAAGAAAUAAAAUUGAGUGUAAUAUAGUAUUUUUUAUUUUUUUAUAAAUUACAAUAUUAAAUUUUGAUUUAGAUCGUAAAUAUUACAGUCUUUCAAAAUAAAUAAACCCGAACUUUGCUCCGAAUCGUUUUUUGUUAGCAAUGGUUUAUCUUUGCGUAAAAAUAUAAAUUAAAUGACUUUAUGUAUCCUACUUUUCCAACUUCCCACCUACAACAGUGGCUGUACCCGUCCUCAGUAUUAGCUCUUUGUUUUUUAUUAGUUUUAUAUCAUUAUGUAUUACAUUGUAAAGAUUAAUUACUUACCUAUUAUUAUAUACAAUGGCAAUUUAAUAAAAUAUGAAUGCCCAAUACCCUUACUCGCCUUUUUAUUUACACUGUUAUAUACUUUGAUUUUAAUCAAAGCUAGGUACCAAUAUUUAUUGAACCGACAUAUUUCUAACUUUAGUUAAUACACCACCAUUAACUAGCAGACUGGAGUUAUACAAAUAAAUUUUCUUUUCAUUCGAACUAUUAACUGCAUUUAUGUAAAUUAAAUAUUAAAAUAUAACGUAAAAAAAAAUCAAAAACAAUGAAAUUUUUAUUCGGGAUGGGGCUGGGGUCGACAACGUUUAAAUUGCAACCGUUAUUACCAUCGAAUGACAAUCGUAUAAAUUUUAAAAACAUUCGUAUAAAUCCAUACAAUUUAAGUACUAAAAUAUGACGUAGACAAAAUAUCGAAACCAUUGAUAUUUCCCUAUUUUCAUAUUCUGGUCAUGUGACUGCAAUUUAUCAUCUCGUUAUUUAGGUUUCAAUGUAAUUAAAUGCAUUAUGUACCAUUUUACUGCUACCGUGGCAAUAUGUGUAGGUCUUUUAAGUAUUACUAUUCUGAAUUCUAUAAUCUUAUCAACUUUGACGCAACACCUACGCUAUCCCUUUCUUAAAAUGCAUUCCUUGUUCUAUCCUCUAUACUUAGCAUCAUUAUUUUUACUAUUACCCCAUCAUCUGCUCCAUCUUUCUGCCAAAUGCCCAAUUUUAUAUUAUGUCAUUAUAGAUCACUUCAAUUUUACUACAGUUUUGGUAAAUUUACGUUUCAGUCAGAAUCCUACAAUGUCUUUCUUCAUUUCAUCCAAUUGCAAUUUAUCCUAUUUAACAUAAUAUAAUAAUAAUAUAAAUAUAUUUUGUGACUAUCAAAAAAUCUAUUGUUCCUUAGCAUAUAAUGUUGGCGUUCCGGUGCGCGCUGAGCUGUUUGAUUCCUGAUGUACCACAGUGGAUAGCCACCGAGAUGGCUAAAGCCGAGUACAUCAGACGGGAAGCGGCUUCUUCCAAGUCUCCGUGAUGUGUAAAUAGAUGAAGUGGUUUUCGACAAAAAAAUUUACCAGUUUAUUAUUAUUACCAAUAAUAUUGUUUGUUCUUUGUUAUAUUAAUUAUUACUAAUUAAAAAUGCCUAUUCAACCGUUACCUAAAUACAAGAGUUACGGAUAGUUUGGUAUAAAACUGGCAAAUUCUUGAUGUGAUAUUUUGUUGAUUGUUAUUUUAAUUAAAAUUUACUAAUAUAAUCUCAUAUUUCCGUCCAAUGUAUUCAGUUUUCAUAAAUUGUAUAUAGUUAUACAAAGUCUUCUUCUGUACUUAGGUAUUCUUAUCAGAGGCUUAGUGGGAACAAAACACUGUUAGGGAGAUUAAAAUGUAUCCAGCCCAUCAAAUAAUGUACUAUCUCAGUGAUGUUGAAUAAGAAGAUCUUAACUCCUGGUAAAUAAGACCAGUCCAUAUUUACGGAGUGGUAUCUAGUUAAUGAAAUAGAAUAAAAUUGAUAGAAUAGAAUUUAAUUGAAU
This is a messenger RNA of Cinara cedri, 9963 nucleotides long. The record is from the annotation of a GenBank genome assembly. NCBI's taxonomy places the organism in Eukaryota, Metazoa, Arthropoda, Insecta, Hemiptera, Aphididae.